UGAACUUUCACCCCAAGAUGGCGGCGCCCGUCGGUCCAUUGAAGUUUUGGAAACCAGGCACAGAAGGGCCUGGUGUCAGCCUCUCAGAGGAGAGACAGAGUGCUGCUGAAAGUGCUAGCGUUUCAGUCAUCUAUAACCCCUAUGUUUCCCUUUCUAUUGAACAACAGAGACAAAAGUUACCAGUUUUUAAGCUUAGAAAUCACAUCCUUUAUCUGGUAGAGAACUAUCAGACACUGGUGAUUGUUGGAGAAACAGGAUGUGGGAAAAGCACUCAAAUUCCCCAAUAUUUAACAGAAGCUGGCUGGACUGCCGAAGGACGAGUGGUAGGAGUAACACAGCCUCGCAGAGUUGCUUGUGUUUCAAUUGCUGGCCGGGUAGCUGAGGAAAGGGGUGCUUUGCUGGGUCAUGAAGUUGGAUACUGCAUACGAUUUGAUGAUUGUACUGACCCACAGGCUACAAGGAUUAAGUUCCUUACUGAUGGGAUGUUGGUGAGGGAAAUGAUGGCUGAUCCAUUACUAACAAGAUACAGUGUCAUCAUGUUGGAUGAAGCUCAUGAAAGAACCCUGUAUACAGACAUUGCCAUUGGAUUGUUAAAAAAGGUUCAGAAGAAACGAGGUGACCUUCGUUUGAUUGUAGCAUCAGCCACACUGGAUGCAGAGAAAUUUAGGGAUUUCUUUAACCAAAAUGAGACCAGUGACCCAAGCAAAGAUACCAGCAUGAUCCUUACUGUGGAAGGGCGAACAUUUCCAGUGGAUGUCUUCUACAUUCAGAGGCGCAGACUUCAGUGGAGGAGGGCUUCGGGAACCUUCCCCCGUCCCCUUCUGCACCGGCCAGCUGGAGCAGACUUCAGACGAGUGCUACGGGGACUCGGUGGAAUCUUCAUGCUUUUCCUCCCCUGGAAUCUUAGUCCUUCCCUUCCCCCUCCACAGAAGGGAUAUGGGCAAACCUGGCAGCACCUUCAUGCCCUCUCUCCUCCUCCACAGGAGAUGGACAGUCCUGUUCCAGAUUAUGUGAAAUCCACUGUGGAAACGGUCAUGAAAAUUCAUCAGACCGAAGGUGAUGGAGAUAUUCUGGCAUUUUUAACAGGCCAGGAGGAAGUAGAAACAGUUGUUUCUAUGUUGAUAGAACAGGCUCGGAUCCUUGCUCGCACAGGAAUGAAGAAACAUCUCCGUGUUCUUCCUAUGUAUGCUGGGCUGCCUGCUUCUGAGCAGAUGAAAGUGUUUGAGAGGGUAUCUCACAACGUUAGAAAGGUCAUAGUGGCCACUAAUAUUGCGGAAACAUCCAUUACAAUCAAUGGCAUUUCAUUUGUGAUUGACUGUGGCUUUGUGAAGCUCCGUGCCUAUAAUCCAAAAACAGCAAUUGAGUGUCUUGUGGUUGUCCCUGUAUCAAAGGCAUCGGCUAAUCAGAGAGCUGGUCGUGCAGGCCGGAACUGUUCAGGGAAAUGCUACAGACUUUACACAGAGGAAGAUUUUGAGAAGUUGCCACAGUCCACCAUUCCUGAAAUGCAGCGCAGUAAUCUUGCACCAGUCAUUUUGCAGCUCAAGGCUUUAGGAAUUGAUAAUGUGCUUAGAUUUCCCUUCCUCUCUCCUCCACCUGCUCAGUCAAUGGUUCAGGCUUUGGAGCUACUCUAUGCAUUAGGAGGACUUGAUAAAUAUUGUUGUCUUACUGAACCACUUGGAAUUAGGAUAGCAGAGUUUCCAUUGAACCCCAUGUUUGCGAAGAUGCUGUUGGAAUCAGGGAAUUUUGGUUGUUCCCAGGAGAUUCUGAGCAUUGCAGCCAUGAUGCAGAUCCAGAACAUUUUUAUAAUUCCUCCAAACCAAAAGUCACAAGCUAUCAGAGAACACAGAAAAUUUGCUGUUGAGGAGGGUGACCAUCUCACCAUGCUCAAUGUCUAUGAAGCUUUUAUAAAACACAACAAGAGUUCUCAGUGGUGUCAGGACCAUUUUCUCAAUUACAAAGGCCUUGUCAGAGCUACAACUGUGAGAGAACAAUUGAAAAAACUCCUUGUCAGGUUCAAAGUACCAAAAAAGUCUAGUGAAGGGGAUCCGGAUCCUGUUCUAAGGUGUAUAGUUUCUGGAUUCUUUGCUAAUGCAGCCAGAUUUCACUCUACUGGAGCCUACAGGACUAUUCGUGAUGACCAUGAACUUCAUAUCCACCCCACCUCAGUGCUGUAUGCAGAGAAACCUCCUCGUUGGGUCGUCUACAAUGAAGUGAUACAGACCUCAAAGUAUUACAUGCGAGACGUAACAGCGAUUGAAUCGGCUUGGCUACUGGAACUAGCCCCUCACUUUUACCAGCAAGGAACGGUACGGGCUCGGCAUAGAUUCCAAACGCAUCUUUCUCUGAAAACCAAAAGAGCCAAAGUAGAUGACCACUGAUUUGCCAUGGCUGUUGAACUUCGCAGUGUGUGAUGCUGAACCGGCUGCCGAUUUGAAACAACUACUCUCCAUCUAACAAUUAGUUGAUUAGCAACCUCACCCCACAUCAACUAUACAUGUUGAAAUGCCUGCUUGGCAGGAUUCUGUAGGGAUUUAUGCAUGACCAAUACAUUGUAACACUUUAGUAGAGCUUGCUUUGUGGACAUUUUAUCCAGCAGUCUAACUGUGAUGACCACCCUUGUUUACUAGGCCAUUUACUUCUUUUAAAUUCAGUAGAAAAAGUAACAAUACUAAAUGAGAAAUUUUGCAAGGUGUGAAUAGUUACAUUGACCUUUGCAAUAGAGAGGGAAAGGGGGAAGAUGCAGUGUCCUCAGAGAGAGGAAGUAGAGCUCAGGAUCCUUUAGACCACUGUGAAAGCUGUUGGCCAUUCUGGACCUACCUGCAACUUGUAGGCAGAUUCAAGACCACAAGCAAAGCCUUAAUGGAUUGCAUUGAAAACCUUCAAAACUGUGAUUGUGCCUAACUGCUGUGAUGUUAUUCUUCUCUCUUUCUCUCUCUCUGCUAUGAAGCAAUAGAUUUUGAGCUUUUUACCAACUGUCCCCUGAUUUUCAUCCGCCUUGCAUUUUUAAAAUAUAAUAGGUCUGUUUUUCAAAUGAACCCAUUUCUAUAAAUAUAAAAUGUGUUGACUCACACCAAGAUUUUCACUAAGGCUAAGCUCUUCUAGGAAGGAGGUAUAGGGCAGGAUGUGCAUCCUGUUCACAGUCUUUAAUUACUUGGGUUUCCUUUCAGAAAAAGAAAUAAGGAACUUGGGGUCAGUAUUUGGUUUUAGUGUUUUGUUAUUGUGAAUCCUGAAAAUCCUCUGUACUGGGUCUAUGGCCUUGCAAAGUGUUUCUGUGGUAUGAGAUUCAUGAUCACCACUGGUAAGUCAGUUAUCAAUCAGAUGGUGCUGACUAUAUAUCAGGGAGGAGAAAGAGGGCCGGGGGCAGGGUGACCAUCUAUGAGAGAGUUCUCUUUUCUUCUGAUGGAGGGUGAAAAAGUUAAAGGAGUCCUCCAAUCUGGGAAGCAGGAAAGCUGCCCUCUGUAAGGGCAUUAAGCCCCUUUGGCUCUUAAAAUCUUCCAUGUUAUUCCAGACAAAAAAGCAUUCCUUAACCUGGUGCUGAUGCUUUGUGAUGCAUGCCAAUGAGAAUUAGUUCAUUUCAGGGGUUCAUUUCCCUGUAUGUAACAUAGAAAUGGCUUACUUUCAAAAUGCUCUUGUGUGAUUUAAACUGUUGGUGUUGUUUUUUAAUCUUAUUCCGGGUCCCCACUUGGGGGCCUAGAGGGAAAACUUGUACUAUGUAGGAAAAUGGGCCCCUGGAUAGGGUCCUAGUGGGCCCUGCUGGAACUUCUACUAAGGCAAUAGGAGGAUGUUGUCUCACCCAGGAGCUAAAGCCAACUGAUACCUUGUGUAGGCUGUCACGGAGUCAGCUCUGCCACUACUGGAAGAGCUGACUAGACUGUUAAAGGACCCUCUCCAAUUGUGUAAUCUGAGACCUCUGCAAGGCUGAAGGAUAAAGGUUCUGCUUAUAACAUAUCCUCUGUCCCAGAGGAUGAUGGCAGGGCCUUCGGCCAGGAGGACCCUGAACAAGGCAUUGAUUGUCCUGUCCCCAAGGACGUAGCAUGUCCCUUAUCAGAAUGUACCACUGCACAUUGGUGGACUGGAGGGCUAGGGGCAUGAGGCUCUUGGUCAAAGUGUGUUUCCAUGAUCCUGGAAAACACAUCUAUAUGCUUCCCUGUUCACUUUUACUGAACCAUUGUAAUCUUUACAACUAUACUGAGACUGCCUUCCUCAAAGGCAAAUGGUGGUCAAUGUAGCAUGCACUGAUAAUCUUGCAUUGGCUCUCUUUCUCCUGAAAAUCUCUCCCUUGUAUCAGUGUUAUAGUUUGGGAUAAAUAUAUAUUUAUUUUCAAAUAAUUUUUAUUUCAGGAGGAUGUAUUUUGAUUGUAUGGAUCUGUCUUUGUUUUUAGAGCAUUGCUUUUGCUUAAUGCCUUGUUCUCUUCACUGUUUUUAAAUGUAUGUAAACAAGGGCUUUUUUUAUUUUACACAAAAUAAGCAUUUUCUUUGCUCUGGUUUUGUAUCCUAAGUCACUUUUUCAAAUCUUCCUUGCUUUCCUCAAAUCUAUAGAUAAGUUUUUUCCUGUCAGUGUGUGGUCCUCCCAGUGCUGUAUAAAUCACCAGUUUAACAACAUUUCAUUUACAACUCUGAAUUUUUGAGUCAACCAUUUCUCCCUCUUCUCUUUCUCUCAGUGUGUGAGCUCUGUAGAGCUGGGGUUGUCUUUAUUCUUGUGUACUCUGUAGUGUCCAGAAUGCUGGUGACGCUCCAUAAUGGACAUCUGACUUACUUCCAAAGCUGUGUUGUUCCUUUAAAGGAGCUUUAUCCUGGAUAAAGUGUGUAAAAGUCUGUGUUGUUUUGUCCUCUGGUAAUUCACUUAAGGGAGGGAGGGGAAUAAAGUUGUGGUAUAAAGAA
Messenger RNA from Varanus komodoensis (Komodo dragon), 4880 nucleotides. It is a transcript of the gene DHX35, whose product is annotated as DEAH-box helicase 35. The record is from RefSeq and is a predicted model, not a curated record. Gene Ontology annotation, molecular function: RNA binding. Bases 18 to 2378 code for a protein of 786 amino acids. The transcript is spliced from 23 exons. Gene Ontology annotation, cellular component: intracellular anatomical structure; catalytic step 2 spliceosome. Lineage: Eukaryota; Metazoa; Chordata; Lepidosauria; Squamata; Varanidae.